Molecule: messenger RNA, 715 nt
Organism: Dimorphilus gyrociliatus
Lineage: Eukaryota; Metazoa; Annelida; Polychaeta; Dinophilidae
Source: the annotation of a GenBank genome assembly
UAUGGCUCAUAGAGACGUUGACACUAUAAUUAAAGACGAGAUUUUAAUUGAAAAAUUAAAGAAGCGAGGUUUUAAUAAAUGCAGCGAUGUUCUUUCAUCGCCAAAUGCAGUACAUUUAGCCAAUUAUAUUGACUGUAGUUUAAGUACGGCCGAUGAAAUAAUUAAAAAGAUAUCUGAAAAAUGCCGUCCUCCAGUUGUUAAAGUAUUAGAUCUUUUAAAAACUGAAAAUGAUUAUCUAUCUACAUCCUUAGAGAAAGUAGAUCACUUAAUAAAAGGAUUGAAAAUUGGUAGUCUAACUGAAAUAUCUGGACCAGCUGGAUGUGGUAAAACCCAAUUUUGUAUGACUAUAUCUGUAGCAGUUGCCAAAGCAGACCCCGACUGUUCCGUCUAUUAUAUUGACACUGAAGGAGCCGUUAACUGCUAUAGGUUACUCGAAAUUGCCGAAAAUAGGACAAAUGAAAAUUCAGAAUUGGCCAAGAAAAUAUUAAGCCAUAUUAUAAUUGUCAAAGAAAGUUCUGUUGAAAGUUUACAAGAACGAAUUGAUCAUCUCGAGGAGGAGAUUAUCGAAAGGAACGUCCGCCUACUCAUAAUAGAUUCCGUGGCUUCUCCUAUUAGAAAAGAGGACGAUACUCGGUAUGGAAUCUUAAUGAAAUUGGCAUCCACGUUGAAAAGUAUAGCCGAAAGUUUGCGCAUAGCGGUAAGUGGCGCUCAUUAA